CGUGGUUGGCUCGCACGCUCAGGAGCUCACGUAUCGAUUACACUGGUCUGUCUGACUCUGAACAGGAGCAAAACAAGCGCAGGAAAUGAAGGUUGUAACAGAAGCCUGAUGUUGCAUUCGUGAAAUGCACUGCCCGGCGUGAGAAGCAAGAAGCCUUUCUCCUCCUCCUCUUCAUCACGCUCGGCGGUGUCACACUGCAUCUGAACAGCCCUGGUUUCAUUCGGUGUGGAGGAGACUGGGACGUGGACUGUUUUUAUGGCACUUUGUUGAAGAGAUUGAGCAAGCGAGGAGAGCAGAAAGAGUGAAUCGUGGUUGCCGUGGCUUAUGGCGGCAGGGCAGGAUUGAAACGCAUCGGCUCACUUUUGGUUCUGUUGUUGAUCGCUCUUCUGUCCGCUCAGAGAUGGGCAUUCUGGGGUGCGGCGUGCUCGUGUUUGCACUGUUUUUUCAGUGCCAUAGCCGCAGUGUCCAAAACCACAUGUUCAGGUUCAAGAGGUUUCAAGAAAAUGCCUGGACAGACCCCAACGACUGCUCAAGGACCAGACAGCCAUUUGUCCUGUCCAAUCCUUAUAACUUUUCCCUCGAUAUUCGCAUACCAGGGGUUAUUCCAGCAGAGUCUGACAGCUACUACUGUAUGGCUGUUCCUGUCCCCACAUCACAGGAGGCCUACAUAGUGGACUUUGUUCCCCAUGCCACUAUGGACACAGCCCACCACAUGAUUUUAUAUGGCUGCAAAACCCCUUAUGCCACUCAAGGAUACUGGGAUUGUGGGAAAGAGCUGGGGACGUGUCGGGAUCAGGCCAAGAUCAUGUAUGCCUGGGCCAGGAAUGCUCCUCCAACCAAACUACCCAAAGAUGUUGGCUUUAAAGUUGGAGGAGACACCAGAAUUAACUACUUUGUGCUGCAAAUUCACUAUGGUGAUGUCAAAAACUUUAGAGAUCAUCAUAGAGACUGCUCAGGACUCACUUUAAGAAUGACUUCCAAACCACAGCCCUUUAUUGCUGGCAUGUAUCUGAUGAUGUCUGUGGACACUGUCAUUCCUCCUGGGAAGAAAGUUACCAAUGCAGACAUCGCUUGCACUUACCCAUCUUCCCCAAUGUAUCCAUUUGCCUUCAGGACACACACACACAGCCUCGGUAAAGUUGUGAGUGGGUACAGGGUUCGAAACGGUCAGUGGACUCAGAUUGGACGCCAGUCUCCACUGCUGCCACAGGCUUUUUAUCCCGUCACCAACACCAUUGAUGUAAGAAAUGGAGACAUACUGGCAGCCCGUUGUGUGUUCACAGGAGAAGGAAGAACCACUAUUACUCAAAUCGGAGGCACCUCAAAUGAUGAGAUGUGUAACUUCUACAUCAUGUACUACAUGGACAACAGCCGCGCUGUGCCUUACAUGAACUGCAGAGAUGAUGGCAGUAGUGAGCUGUUCCGAAACAUCCCUUCUGAGGCUAAUAUUCCCAUCCCGGUCAGUCCAGACCAUAUGAUGUCCAUGAAGCAUGAGUCACCUCCUCAUGAAGAUGUUGUGCAGCUGCAGGAGCCUAAGAGAGAAGAGGAAGUUCUGGAUCAGGGUGACCUCUAUUCCCUUCUCUCUAAACUGCUGGGGGAGAGGGAGGAUGUUGUCCACAUGCAUAAGUACAGCCCCGCAGAGGCAGCCCGAGCCCAGACACGUCUGAUGGCAGAGAUUGAUAGCAUAAUGCAAAAAAAAGACCUGGGCUGGCCACGUUUAGGCUACAAAACAAAAGAGGAUUCAAUUCUGGUGAGGGACAGAGUGCACAAGUUUCACCAGUUAGAGUCCACUGUCAGCCCCUCAAGGAGCAGGACGGUUCCCGCCAGACAGCCGACCACAGGGGCGGCUCAGAGGGUCCAACCAGGUGCUCAUCUGGUGGAGGUGUCAGACUGGCCUGAGGCAGAACUGCGUCUGGGACAGGUGUCAGGUCUGGCUCUCAACUCUAACGGUGACCUGAUAAUCUUCCACAGAGGAGAUCACAUAUGGGGAAUUAACUCCUUUAAUUUCAAUGGCAUCUACCAGCAGCGGGAUCUGGGUCCCAUCCAGCAGCCCACAAUCGUGGUGGUGGAUCCAGUCAAAGGAAAAGUGCUCAAAGCUUCAGGGAGGAAUUCGUUCUAUAUGCCACAUGGAAUAACUACCGACAAGGACGAUAAUUACUGGGUGACCGAUGUAGCACUUCAUCAGGUAUUCAAACUGAGCAGCGAUGGAAAAGAUCGCCAGCUUCUGGUUUUGGGAGAAGCCUUUGAACCAGGAAGUGACAAGAAACAUUUCUGCCAACCUACAGAUGUGGCCGUGGACCCUGUUACUGGAAACGUCUAUGUCUCAGACGGCUACUGCAACUCCAGGAUCCUCAAAUUCUCACCAGAGGGCAAAUAUAUGUCACACUGGGGAGCAGGUUCCUCGGACAGAAAACGGCGUGUUUCGUUCUUGAUCCCGCACAGUCUGACCUUCCUGCCUGACAAACGGGAGUUGUGCGUGGCUGAUCGAGACCAUGGACGCAUUCAGUGCUUUAUGGCAGAUACCGGCGAGUUUGUGAAGGAGAUCAAAAAAGAGGAGUUUGGAGGAGAAGUGUUUGCCAUCGCAUACUCCUCUGUCCAAGGUGGUCUCAUCUAUGCGGUGAAUGGAGUGCCUCCAGAUGGGCAGGUAGCCCCUCAAGGCUUUGUUAUCAAUUAUUCAACCAAGGAGAUCCUGGAUUCAUUCAGUCCAGACACACAGGAAUUUAAAAUCCCACACGACAUUGUUGUUACAGCAGACGGGAGCGUCUUUGUUGGAGACGCAUCGUCAGAUUCUGUAAUAAAGUUUGUUCAGUCUGCAAAGGCAGAGCAUCGCUCUGUUAAAAAAGGAGGAAUUGAGGUCCAAGAAAUUGAAGAAACAGAGACGUUUGUGCAGGCCAAUCUGAAGCCGUUACCCAAGUUUUCAGCUCAGCAUCCAGUAGCUGCUGUGCAGAAGAUCCAGGAGCCGUCACAGAAGCAGCAGCAGCAGCAGCCGGCGCUGGCAGCUCCCGAGGAGAAGGAGACAACGAAGACCACAGCCAAUCAGAGCACUCAGGGCGCGUCCACCGCCAUCAUCACCACUUUACUGCUCGUCCCAUUGGUGGUCGUCAUCGCUAUCGGUGCAUUCGUCCGCUGGAAGAGGGGGCGGAUGUACAGUGAUGACUGUCAGGUGAAGUUGGAGCCUUCAGGGUCAGCUGGAGGAAUCCUGGGUAAAAUCAGAGGCAAAGCUGCAGGAAGCUUGAAUCUGGGGAAUUUCUUUGCCACCCACAAAGGCUACACCCGGCACGGCUUCGACAGGCUCAGCACAGAGGGAAGCGACCUGGAGAAAGACGACGAGGACGGCACGGAUUCUGAAAACGAGGAGUACUCCGCUCCGCCAGCCCCCAUGUCCUCGUCCUAAAGAGCGAACGCUUUCUGCUAGCGCUGUCAGAUCACCUCUGUAUUUGUUCGUAUCGGCUGCUGAAACAUUUUAUCUUGUGUGAAAAUGUUCUCCCUGAGACCUACGACUGCCACUUUAAUUGACGCUUUUAAGGGACCACGUGGAGAUUCAGAGCACUGGUCAAUUUUGAGGAUAAAGACAUUUGAUUAUUAUUUUUAACAGGAGCAUUAAAGUAGAUUAUUUAUUUAGUUUUAACGACGAACAGCUAGUCAAUCUCUUCCAAUAAUUUAUCAGUCCGAUAGCAGUGCAAUUAAUAUAUAAUUGAUCCAGGCAUUUUGUGUCAUAACAUUUCUUGUAUGUUUGUGCCUUUAUGUAUUUCGCCUUCUGCAGCACCUAUAUAUAUAUAUAUAUAUUACUACAGAUGUGCCACAUAUUUAAGAGCUGCUACUGUCACCUGUGAUUUGAGUUGUUUUUUGCAUCUGAUUAAAAAAAAGAGAAAAAAAAAAACAUGAUUACAAAUUUAAGGCUGUAUUUACUACAUUUUCAAAGCUAAUGUGAGAUGUGUCUGAUAUUUGUUGUGAUACUGAGGUUUUAUUGCAAGAAAACUAUUUUCAGUAACAAUGUUAUUUGUGUAAUAAAGUGUCUGCAAAGCAUCAGCUCUUUC
Puntigrus tetrazona (Sumatra barb) is the source of this 4037-nucleotide messenger RNA. RefSeq names its product peptidylglycine alpha-amidating monooxygenase (gene pam). The transcript has 26 exons. Gene Ontology annotation, biological process: peptide metabolic process. Gene Ontology annotation, molecular function: protein binding; peptidylglycine monooxygenase activity; copper ion binding. The coding region runs from base 401 to 3394 and encodes 997 amino acids. NCBI's taxonomy places the organism in Eukaryota, Metazoa, Chordata, Actinopteri, Cypriniformes, Cyprinidae. Gene Ontology annotation, cellular component: membrane; extracellular region. The record is from RefSeq and is a predicted model, not a curated record.